This is a messenger RNA of Gastrolobium bilobum, 753 nucleotides long. RefSeq names its product MLP-like protein 43. The record is from RefSeq and is a predicted model, not a curated record. Bases 40 to 498 code for a protein of 152 amino acids. The transcript has 2 exons. Gene Ontology annotation, biological process: defense response. Lineage: Eukaryota; Viridiplantae; Streptophyta; Magnoliopsida; Fabales; Fabaceae.
CCGUCUCUACCCCAUAUUGUUUGUUUUGUUUCCAGAGACAUGGCUAGUCUUAGUGGUAAAGUGAGUACGGAACUUGGAAUCCGAACACCUGCUGCAAAGUUCUUCAACCUCGUCUUGAAGCAAAUUCACCAUAUUCAAAACGUUACUGAAAGAGUGCAUCAAACCAACUUGCAUGAAGGGGACUCGCACGACAUUGGUUCAGUUAGGCAAUGGACUUACGUCAUAGAUGGAAAGGUUGUAACAUCCAAGGAUAGCAUUGAAGCCAUUGACGAAAGGAACAUGAUAAUCACAUACAAACUUUUUGAUGGCUAUGUAAGUCAGCAGUUCAAGAUCUGCGAGCUCAUCUUUCAAGUUAUUGAUAAGGCUGAUGGUAGUGCUUUUGUUAAAUGGACUUUUGAAUAUGAGAAGAUCAAUGAUAGUGUUGAACCUCCUUAUGGCUAUAUGGAUUAUGUAACCAAGGUUACCAAAGAUAUUGAUGCUCAUCUUCUCAAGGCAUAGCACCAAGAGUUGUGAGGGGGAAAAAAUAUUAAGGAUGUUCUAAAUAAUUAGCGUGAACUUCAUAAAGAAUAUUAAGGAUGUUUGCUUCUUUCCUUUGUAAUGAGUGAACUUGGAGAUGCCUACAGAUGUAUUAUAGAGUAUAUAAAAUGUAUGUCAAAGGGUUCACUGUAAUAUACAUAAAUAAGCGAAUAUCUGCAACAUCCUAAUAAAUGUAUUCUACGUUAUUGUAUAAGUACGUUUUACAUAAGUUUAGAA